Molecule: messenger RNA, 4068 nt
Organism: Pogoniulus pusillus (Red-fronted tinkerbird)
Lineage: Eukaryota; Metazoa; Chordata; Aves; Piciformes; Lybiidae
Gene: RGMA
Product: repulsive guidance molecule BMP co-receptor a
Exons: 4
Coding region: 151-1494 (447 amino acids)
Biological process (GO): BMP signaling pathway
Cellular component (GO): plasma membrane
Molecular function (GO): coreceptor activity
Source: RefSeq, a predicted model, not a curated record
UUUAUUUGAUUUGGGUUUAUCUUUGUUUUAUUUAACCCCACUUGGGGGGAAAAAAAAAAAAGAAAAAGAAAAGAAAGGAAACAAACCCCAAAACCCAAGCAAGCUGCUGCCGCUCCCCGCACCGACCCCCGCGGCGGGCUGGAGAGGCUGAUGCGGCCGUUAAGGGAGAGGAUAGUGGUUAAAGCUCGAGCUGGAUGGAUGGGUAUGGGGAGAGGGGCAGGAUCCACAGCCCUGGGACUUUUCCAAAUCCUCCCUGUCUUUCUCUGCAUCUUCCCUUCAGUGACAUCUCCAUGCAAGAUCCUCAAGUGCAACUCUGAGUUCUGGGCGGCCACGUCGGGCUCGCACCACCUGGGCACGGAAGAGGCGCCCGAGUUCUGCACGGCGCUGCGUGCCUACGCGCACUGCACCCGCCGCACCGCCCGCACCUGCAGGGGCGACCUGGCCUACCACUCCGCCGUGCAUGGCAUAGAGGAUCUGAUGGUGCAGCACAACUGCUCCAAGGAUGGCCCCACGUCCCAGCCCCGGCUCCGGACGCUGCCCCCCGGCGACAGCCAGGAGCGCUCCGACAGCCCCGAGAUCUGCCACUACGAGAAGAGCUUUCACAAGCACUCGGCCGCCCCCAACUACACCCACUGCGGGCUCUUCGGGGACCCCCACCUCAGGACUUUCACAGACACCUUCCAGACCUGCAAGGUGCAAGGGGCUUGGCCUCUCAUAGACAAUAACUACCUGAAUGUCCAGGUCACCAACACGCCGGUGCUGCCUGGCUCCAUGGCCACCGCUACCAGCAAGCUCACCAUCAUCUUCAAGAGCUUCCAGGAGUGCGUGGACCAGAAAGUGUACCAGGCGGAGAUGGACGAGCUCCCUGCCGCCUUCGCCGACGGCUCCAAGAACGGUGGGGACAAGCACGGAGCCAACAGCCUGAAGAUCACUGAGAAGGUGUCAGGGCAGCACAUCGAGAUCCAGGCCAAGUACAUCGGCACCACCAUCGUGGUGAGGCAGGUGGGCAGGUACCUGACGUUCGCCGUGCGCAUGCCGGAGGAGGUGGUGAACGCGGUGGAGGACCGGGACAGCCAGGGCCUCUACCUGUGCCUGCGCGGCUGCCCGCUCAACCAGCAGAUUGACUUCCAGGCCGUGCGCUCGGCUCAGGCCACCGAGGGUCGCGCUCGCAGGAAGGGGCCCAGCCUGCCCGCCCCUCCCGAGGCCUUCACCUACGAAACGGCCACGGCCAAGUGCAGGGAAAAGCUGCCCGUGGAGGACCUCUACUUCCAGUCCUGCGUCUUCGACCUCCUCACCACAGGGGAUGUCAACUUCAUGCUGGCUGCUUACUAUGCCUUUGAGGAUGUGAAGAUGCUUCACUCCAACAAAGACAAGCUGCACCUCUAUGAAAGGACACGGGACCUGGCCCCGGGCAACACGGCUCCCUCGGGGACCUCCGCUGCCCUCUGGGUGCUACUGCUGUGCUUGUGUCAGUGUUGGUUGUGCUUGUUGUAGAGGUUUGCUCCUUCACACCAUGGAAAGGUGAGCAGGAGGGAAGCAGGGAUGAGAUGACGGUGCAGGACAGCCAGAGGCUGGAUAUCAGAGCUCCUCCGUCUGGCACCAGGGCCUCCACCUUCCCAGCUGGUGGGUGGGAAGAAUGUGCUGCCUGUGAGACCAGUCAGGAGAUUUUGCUGGACUGUCUCUUGCCUGGACCUUCUCACCUCCUCUUCUCUCAGUAGUGUGGGUGCUGAGCAGCCUCCACCUCCCUGCAGUGCUCCCCCAGGUGCCAGAAAUGCAGAUGGCCACUGUGACACUGGCGUGCGUGAAUGUGGCUUUGUCGCGGGAGAGCAGAGCCCGUGAGGAGGACACCGAGCAGCGAGCCAGGGCCAAGCCUGGCCAGCACAGCAGGGCUGGGUUCCUGCGUGCUGGGGCCGCACUCAGCCCGUGGCCUACUUGUUGCAGAAGGUGAUGCCAGGGGCUGGAAUGCUGGGGAACGGCCCCACGCUUGCCUGGCCAGCAGUGCCAGUGGUGAGGACAUGUUCCUCAAGCCUCAGCUCGCGUUUGCUGGAGUGAAAAGGGCAUCUCCUGUUGUAGCCAGUUCAUUCAGCUGGGUCGCUCAAAGGUUUUAUUCCUGGCUCCCUUAUCUCUGCCUGGACCCACUGAGGACUCUUGAUGGCAACAGGAGAAACCUGGCCAGUAUUCAAGCGGUUUCUGCGCCUCCUGCCCAGUGCUGGAUGAGUCCCUUGCACCGUUUGCCCUCCAGUCCCCUCGGGCUGGGAGCGGGGAGGCUGCUCAGUGGGAGAGCCAAGCUGCAGCUGGCUCCAGCUCUGCGCCCUCUGGCCUGCCUGUGGCCCGGCCAGGCCCUGGGAUGGAGCGGGAGCGGCGCGCUCUGUUUGUUUGCUGCUAGGCCUCUGCUCCGCUCCUCAUCCUGUGAGGCUGUGACUUGCAACCCCAUUGCAGACCAGUUGCACCUUAAGACCUCCUGGGCUUGAAUCAGAAAUGGGGCAAUGUUAGGAAUCCAGCCAGGAGACAGGAUGCAGCAGAGGACCCCCCCCCCGGCUGCCUCUGAACCUCUGUUCCCUGCCUCAAAACCGUUGAUAAUCAUCUUCACCACGUAGUGCUGCCCAUCUCCUCUCCAUCUUCCUCUGUGCUUCACCUCAUCACUGGCUGAACAAACAGCAAGACCACCCUUGGUCUGGAUCUUGGAGACCUCCUGAUGAAUUUCCCCUCCUCUCCUCAGGGGGAACUUCCCAGAAACAGGCCUCAAAACGCAUCACUCUUGGGGCCAUCUCCUCUCGAGGUCUGAUGAGGCAAACUAGCACCAAAAGGGGUGGGAACAGGCUACCUUUGGCAGUCUGAACUGGUGCCAUGAGGCAGUCUGGUGUAAAUACUCAAAGUGACUUAACUUUGUUGUGUCCUAACAGCUCUAGAGCUCCAUUUGUAAAGCAGCAGAGAAAUGCAAACUUGUGUCCUUGGAUGUAAUUUAUAUUGUCUCUUUAAUAUAUAGAGCCCUGGCAUUGAUCUCGUGUGACUGUACAGAUGAAGAGAUGUAAUUGGUUUCUACGUGUUUAAGGAAAGAAAAGAAACAAAAAAAGAUGUGUUUACUACUUUGCUCCUUGCUUUGUUUGCUGGUGCCCCCCAGGUGUUCUGGUUAGGGAGCUUUGGAAGUCACAGGAUGGGCAAGAGUUUGGAGGCACUGAGAAGAGCAACCACUGGACCGUGGCACAGGGCAGUUUAGUCUCCCAAUGCACUAAUUGCUCAGCCAAGCUGGUUUGGGCUUUUUGUUCAAGAAAGAACCAAGUCUUUUCUUUCCCAUGAAACUCAACAUUCAGGUUUUCAAAGCCAAAAGUUGUCACCUUGGUUUCUUGCUGUGUUAACCCAUGGGUGACAGCAGCUGAGAGAUGCGUCCCUGUGAAGACAGGGUGCUUGCAACAGGACAGAGGGAUGGGGUUAAGACUAGAGAAGGGGAGGUUUAGACUAGAUAGAAGGAGCAAAUUUCUCACAGAGUGGUUAGACAUCAGCACAGGCUAUGUGGAGAGGUGUUGGAUGCCCCAUCCUGGUUCAGAUGGAGCUCUGAACAACCUACUCAAGGUGAAGAUGUCCCUGCCCAGUGCAGGCGGUUGGACCAGGUGAAGUGCCCUCCAACCCAAAGCAUUCUAAGCUAGAUUGUGCCAAUCUACUUCCCCCAGGACUCUCCCUCUCCUGUAAAGCAAUCAUCCAGCACGGUGCUGCUAGGGGUGAUGUGCAGCCAAGGAAAGUCUCUCUGACCAUGGUGUGGUUCAGUGCCACUGUCCAGUGGUGGCCAGCUGCCAUCUAGGGGCUGGGGCAUCCCUUUUUUGUUUUAGCAGCAAACAGUCAAGCACUUUAUUUUGGUUAUGUUUGACCCAGUUCUGGUUUAAAGGUGAAGUGUGGCCAAGACAGGCUCAAUACUUGGAAACAAACAAAUACAUAGGCAAAGUGGGGGAGGGAGGGGGAGGAGAAGGCCUCUCCCCACCUCCUCCCUGUGAUGAGACCCACAGGAGUGUCACCACCUGUAUAUACUGUAAAUUAUUUAUUGAAACACAAGUAAAGUUUGAGGGUUUUUGACAA